UGUUAUUCUUCGCUUGGCUCUCGCAACUCGCUCCUUUUCCCACCACCAUCAUGAUAAAUAAUACAACUACUCCACAGAUUCGCUGAGAUAUUUCCGCUCGCAAGCCUUCCCCAGUCUCCACGUGUAAGCGCUAGGAGAUGACUAGAUACCCGAAAUACCCCAUUAUUCUUAUGGAUCUCAGGUCUGAUAUAAAAGACAACUCUCCCCUCGUGAUCUGAUACCAUGUCCUCAACAUCAAACCCAUCCGUCACCUCCAAACCCACCAAGAAGCCCGCCGCCAUGGACAAGACCGUCCUCUUCCUCCAGCUGGUAUCCAAAAUCCCGCUUAUGGCCCGGGUGGCCCUGCUUCACAUGUUGCAGACCUCGCCGGCGUCAAAAUACCAGGAUUUGCGGACGGAACUCAUCAUCGCCAUGCUCCGCUCGUUUAUAGAUGUCCCCAAGCCUAAGAGUAUCACUUCUACGCAGAAGAUACUUUCGACAGCACCCCCGAUUAGCGGCACGAUAUGGGUCAGCAAGUACACUCUACCCAUCCCAACGGAGGAGGAUGCGCGCGCCAUCCAUGACACCUUGAACAAGGUCAUCGACGGGCUUCAAGACCGUGACCAACCCAAGACGGCCAGGAUCCAACUACCCGAAGUCCUUCCCGUGGAGGCAGAGUGGACAGCACACAGGCCAGGCGUGCCAAAGGACGCGAAGCUGCCCGAUAUCCCAGAACGGGAGAAGUACGACGAGAUGAUGAAAGACGUCAAGACCCCGACCACAGUCCUCUACUUCCACGGCGGCGCCUACUGGCUCAUGGACCCGGCCACACAUCGGCCUACGUGCAGAGAACUGGCCAAGCGGACCGGCGGCAGAUGCUACUCGGUGCGCUACCGGCUCGCACCCCAGAACCCGUUCCCGGCCGCGGUCAUGGACGCCCUAGUCUCGUACCUCGGCCUACUCUACCCACCUGCCGACGCCUUCCACGAAGCCGUGAAGCCCGAGCACAUCGUCAUCGCCGGCGACAGCGCAGGCGGCAACCUCUCCCUCGCGCUCCUCCAGCUCAUCAUGCAACUGCAGCGCUCCGGCACCACCGUGUCCUGGCUCGGCGAGGAGCGCUCCGUCCCCUUACCCGCCGGCGUCGCCGUCAACUCGCCCUGGAUGGACAUCACGCACAGCUCGCCCUCGUGCGUCACCAACGCCCCCUUCGACUACCUCCCCAGCAUCGAGGUGCAGGAAAAAUCCGAGAAGGGCCGCGACCCGUGCUCGGCCUGGCCAGCCAACCCGCCGCGCAUGAGCAUAUACGUCGCCGACGACUACAUCAUGCACCCGCUCGUGUCUCUUUUGCUGGCGCCCAGCUGGCGCGGCGCGCCGCCGACGUACAUCUGCACGGGUUGGGAGAUCUUGGCGGACGAGGACAAGUUCACGGCGGCACGGUUCCAUGCCGAGGGGGUUUCUGUGACGUUUGAGGAGUACGAGGGUAUGCCGCAUUGCUUUGCUAUGUUGUUGAAGAAUCUGAGGGAGGCCGAUAGGUGUAUGGAGGGAUGGUCGAGGUUUAUUGCAAGGGUUACGAAGCCGACGGCCUCUGAGGGAGGGUUUGAUGGUGAUGAUGAUAAGCAGAAGAGCACGACGAGGAGUACGUUUACCACGAUCAAGUCGGGGACUUUGGAGGAGAAGAAACUGGAUCCGACGACGUUGAGCCCGUAUACGGAGGAGGAGAUUAGAGAGAAGAUUAGGAGGAGGGUAGAGUUGAAGUGCGUGCCGGCUACGGAGGGAGAUGUUGCAAAGCUUUGAAUGACGGGUUGGGGGAAGUCUUGGGUGUGGUCGCUGGGCAAAGAGCUCUCAGCGUUGUGAUUAGGUCGUUGGCGAUCGGUGUUGACAUUGUGCACAUAGAGGAGCUUGGAGGUUGUUGACUAUAUAUACCAUGAUACCUAAUGAUAUUUCUGGAUGCGAUGUUGUACAACUUGUUUUCUUUUACACGUGGAAGACAUGUAUGCGGUUCGGUGACCGAUGUCUUCCGAGAUGUCUCGCAGCGUGUAAGUGUUAGUGGCAUACACGGCGCUACCUCCAGGUGAACUCCACAAUCACCAUCUUCUACUUUCUGUCAACAUUCACAACACAACAAAACACAACAAGCAUACACCUAGCCCGUCACUAAGCGCCUGGUGGAAACGCCAAGGAUCGAGACUUGAACUACUUGGGCUGUGUUGGGAAUUUGGCCGAGUUUUGGUGGAUAUGAAACCACAAAGAAGUUCCGUCGUAUAUA
Messenger RNA from Neurospora tetraspora, 2245 nucleotides. RefSeq names its product alpha/beta hydrolase fold-domain-containing protein. The record is from RefSeq and is a predicted model, not a curated record. The transcript has a single exon. The coding region runs from base 223 to 1773 and encodes 516 amino acids. Lineage: Eukaryota; Fungi; Ascomycota; Sordariomycetes; Sordariales; Sordariaceae. Gene Ontology annotation, molecular function: lipase activity.